Messenger RNA from Vitis vinifera (wine grape), 441 nucleotides. Its product is annotated as transcription factor MYB44. The coding region runs from base 1 to 441 and encodes 146 amino acids. NCBI's taxonomy places the organism in Eukaryota, Viridiplantae, Streptophyta, Magnoliopsida, Vitales, Vitaceae. The record is from RefSeq and is a predicted model, not a curated record. The transcript has a single exon.
AUGUUUGCGGCAGAGAUCGAAAAAGUGUCGACGCCUGUGUUGGUUGAUAACGAAGGAUCGCGGCCUGAGAAGAGGCAAUCGAGCGGUGGUGGCCCCUCGAUGGCAGCAACAGGGCUUUGCUUAAGCCCUGGCAAUCCUACUAGAUCUGAUGUAAGCGACACUGGCUUUCCCAUAGUUUCUUCUCCAAAUCUAUAUCGACCUGUGGCAAGAAUUGGAGCGAUCCAAGUGCCUCCUCAACAGUUUGAGCCAUCCUCGAAGAAAGACUAUCCUCCAACAAUGCUCACCCUCUCCCUCCCAAGAAUUGAGACCUAUGAGAACAAGUACAAAUCUCCACAUCUCGACUAUGCUCCUCACCACAACAAGGUGGUGUCUCUAGAUAAUCAAUCGGCUUUGACCUUCACUGUACCGAAGAAUCCUGAGCCGAUGACCUUUGGUACAUGA